CGCCCAGGAGUUCAGUGCUGCUGUGACGUGGCAGAGCUUGGAUAAGUGGUAGCGUUAGGACCCAGCCUCAGCAGUAGGUUGAAGUUGCCAAUGCCGUAAGAGCUUUAAUUUGACCCUUACAGAGACGCUUCUUUCCUCCUGCUUCUCCCAGGAAACCAAGGGAGGAAACCAGGACACUCCCCGCCAACUACGAUACCGAUUCGCGUUGUUUAGAUGGGCCUCACAAUAUCCUCCCUCUUUUCCCGGCUCUUCGGCAAGAAACAGAUGCGCAUUCUGAUGGUUGGUUUGGAUGCUGCUGGCAAAACAACUAUUCUGUAUAAACUGAAGUUAGGGGAGAUUGUUACGACUAUCCCUACUAUAGGUUUUAAUGUCGAAACAGUAGAAUAUAAAAACAUUUGUUUCACAGUGUGGGAUGUUGGAGGCCAAGAUAAAAUUCGACCUCUUUGGAGGCAUUACUUCCAAAAUACACAGGGACUCAUUUUUGUUGUUGACAGCAAUGACCGUGAGAGAAUUCUGGAAGGAGCAGAAGAGCUACAGAAAAUGGUGAAUAUAUUUAUAUAAUUGAAAUGGAGAGAGAGAA
Messenger RNA from Ornithorhynchus anatinus (platypus), 580 nucleotides. RefSeq names its product ADP-ribosylation factor 4. Gene Ontology annotation, biological process: vesicle-mediated transport; intracellular protein transport. Bases 214 to 561 code for a protein of 115 amino acids. The transcript has 4 exons. The record is from RefSeq and is a predicted model, not a curated record. Gene Ontology annotation, cellular component: cytoplasm; plasma membrane. Gene Ontology annotation, molecular function: GTPase activity; GTP binding. NCBI's taxonomy places the organism in Eukaryota, Metazoa, Chordata, Mammalia, Monotremata, Ornithorhynchidae.